GGCAGAGUUGAUUUCCGGUAUGUUCACGGAAAAGCCCUGACAAGAGUAGCUACUUCCGCCUUUAGCCGCCUCUCACCAUACAGAGAAAUGACGGCAACCUUACGCCCAUAUCUCAAUGCGGUGCGUGCUACCCUGCAGGCCGCCCUCUGCCUGGAGAAUUUCUCCUCGCAAGUGGUGGAGAGACACAACAAGCCAGAAGUGGAAGUACGGAGUAGUAAAGAGUUGCUCCUCCAACCUGUGAUCAUCAGCCGUAAUGACAAGGAGAAAGUUCUGAUUGAGGGCUCCAUCAACUCUGUCAGAGUCAGCAUCGCUGUCAAGCAGGCUGAUGAGAUUGAGAAGAUUCUGUGCCAUAAGUUCAUGCGUUUUAUGAUGAUGAGGGCAGAGAACUUCUUCAUCCUGAGGAGGAAACCAGUGGAGGGCUACGACAUCAGUUUUCUGAUCACCAACUUCCACACAGAGCAGAUGUACAAACACAAACUGGUGGACUUUGUCAUUCAUUUCAUGGAGGAGAUUGACAAGGAGAUCAGUGAAAUGAAGCUGUCUGUCAACGCCAGGGCUCGGAUUGUUGCUGAGGAGUUCCUCAAAAAUUUCUGAGAGAGAGAGAGAGAAAACCCGGGAAUACAUUCCUUUUGCAAUCUUGGCCGUCACUGUGGAGCGUUCACAUCACAGGGCAGAGAGGAGACAAAAUACGAUCAGCCAAGAGAAGAUGAGAAAUGUAAGACGUACGCUAAAGAUGUACGGGCCAGUGGGGUUUUGCCCUUUAACCUUAAAAUGACCCUUUGCUCAAAAAUAUUGACGUUUGUACAUAUUGAAUAUUCACACUGACAUUCAUUUCUGCCUUUAGAACAUCAGAAGAAGUCCGGGCAGGUCCUUAAAAAAAAAUAUUUGUAAUCAAUAUUCGUGAGCACAGGGUAAUAUGGAUUUUUUUGAAAUAAUUUAAAUGUUUUUUUAAUAUAUAUAUAUUAUAUGCACAUGGAUUUCAUUUUGAUGUUUUGUCAUGACAGACCUUAAACCAUGAGGGCAAUCAAUUGGCGCACAUUUCACGUCACAAGUACACAGAGUCAACCCUAUUGUAAAUGGAAAUAAAUAAAACAAAUAUACUUGCUGGCAGUGAAUAUAAAUAAAAACAUUAUCCUUUG
Morone saxatilis (striped sea-bass) is the source of this 1139-nucleotide messenger RNA. RefSeq names its product actin related protein 2/3 complex, subunit 4 (gene arpc4). Gene Ontology annotation, biological process: actin filament polymerization; Arp2/3 complex-mediated actin nucleation. Lineage: Eukaryota; Metazoa; Chordata; Actinopteri; Moronidae. The transcript is spliced from 6 exons. Bases 88 to 594 code for a protein of 168 amino acids. Gene Ontology annotation, molecular function: actin filament binding. Gene Ontology annotation, cellular component: actin cytoskeleton; Arp2/3 protein complex. The record is from RefSeq and is a predicted model, not a curated record.